Acanthocheilonema viteae is the source of this 1425-nucleotide messenger RNA. Lineage: Eukaryota; Metazoa; Nematoda; Chromadorea; Rhabditida; Onchocercidae. The record is from the annotation of a GenBank genome assembly.
AUGAAACAUUCAAUUGAUCCAAAGUCGUUACUAUUAUUAUUGCCACUGUGCAUUUGCUUCACAGAUUCCUUAAUUUUGAAGCCAAAUGGAAAGCAAAUAGUUAUUUUGCAAAAUACUGUCAAGGAAUUGUUGGAUUUCGAGCAAUUACCAGGUGAUGUCGUACGGCCCACGUCACGCACUGAAAACGCUGCCUCGAAAUAUAUGCUACGUUUAUUCAACACAUACAAAGAAAGGAACGGUGCUCAGCGUUAUCCGCUUGGGAACAUUGUAAGAAGUAUCAGUGCCAAAAUUGAACGUGAUCAUAUUUCAGGAGCAUUGUUUGAUGAAGAGCUCUUGAUUUUCAAGCUGAAUGCAAUUAAGCCAAGUGAACAGGUAGUUCAAGCUGAACUGUACUAUAACAUCCAGUAUAAACGUCGUUUCAUGUGGAAACAGGUGAAAGAAAGUGUGAAAGCAGUUGGAAUUUUGCAAAGCAAUGCAAAGGCGCAAACCGUACGACUAGCGCCCACUGCAAUCUAUCGUUAUUGGCUUACCUUCAAUAUGACUAAAUUGGUUAACGAAGCAUUACAAGCAAAUCAAAGUAUUGUUGCUGUAAAGUUUCUGAGAGGUGGAAAAAAGAUUAAAUGUGACGAAUUGAUCAAGCGGAAUGCACCUUUCCUUCUUGUACACGCCAAUGAACCGAUGCUUACUGAUGGCACGAAAUUUCAAUCCGCAUUCAGUGCGAAAGCAAUUCCUGAUAUUGAUGCUUCAAAGAAUUCGCCAUUCGGAACGGCUAAAAAUCGUCGAAAAAGGAUGUCUCAGUACUAUGCAUAUUCGGCGAAAGAAAAGCAGGAUGGUAAUGAUGACAGUUUAGAGCAGCAAACCGAGCAUCAUCUUAAAAGAUUCCGAGAUUUAGGACCACGAAUACUUCGGGGCCGAAAACAAGAUCGAUUAUUGCAAAAACGUAAGCAACAAAAAGCUAGUAACACUUUUCGAAAUGAUCCAAUGAUGGGCUUUGGUAGGGUGAAGAAAUUAUCAAAAGUUGUGACUGUUUCGCCGUUGCAUUCUGUAGAACAGAAAAAGGGUGAUGAUCUGACAGUGGUACUACUUCCAAGAGAAGCUUAUUCUUCCCAGAGCUGCAGAACAGAAAAAUUGAAUGUACGAUUUCGGGAUAUAGGAUGGGAGCAUUGGAUUAUUGCGCCAACAUCAUUUGAAGCACACUAUUGUAGUGGCACAUGUCCUUUUCCGCUCAAGCAGGACGUAAACCCAUCAAAUCAUGCGAUUGUUCAAUCAAUAAUACAUCGACUGGGCUUGAAUCCAUACGUUCCGGAUGUAUGUUGCGCACCGGAUAAAAUGGAUUCAUUGACAUUACUUUAUUACGACGAAAUGGAUAAUGUUGUACUGAAAAAUUAUCCACGAAUGACUGUUACUUCUUGCGCUUGUUUGUAA